This is a messenger RNA of Gallus gallus (chicken), 2520 nucleotides long. It is a transcript of the gene MINDY4B, whose product is annotated as family with sequence similarity 188 member B2. The record is from RefSeq and is a predicted model, not a curated record. Bases 1032 to 2501 code for a protein of 489 amino acids. The transcript is spliced from 11 exons. Lineage: Eukaryota; Metazoa; Chordata; Aves; Galliformes; Phasianidae. Gene Ontology annotation, biological process: protein K48-linked deubiquitination. Gene Ontology annotation, molecular function: cysteine-type deubiquitinase activity; K48-linked deubiquitinase activity.
GACAGCAGCAGGCGGACGAGAGGACGAGGGCUGCGCAGUGGGCACCUGGCUCCGCUCCCCUCUGCUGCACACACGGAGGGUGGCAGUGGGAGAGCGAGGGGCUGAGCACAGCGAGCAUGCAGUGCACACUGCGCACACCUGAGCAGGCAAUGCACGCUGCACACGCUGAGCACACGGCGCCCCAAACUGCUCUGGGUGAGAUCUCCAGCAGGAUUUCAGAUCUGGACAAAUGGAGGAAAAUCUUCAGCUUCUGUGGCCGGGAAGGCAGUCAGACCGCCCCCCAGGUGGGUGUUUCUGCCCCGGGUUGCGCUGUGCUCCCAUCCGCAGACACUGCAGUCCCCCGCGGUGCCCACACGGAGCUGCUCACACUCCUCGGAACACGUCUGUCUUGUGUGGCCAAUUUAAGAACACAGGGAAAAAAAGCUAUGAAAUGAAGGCCCACACGAUGUGUUUGGACGCUGCCCCGCGCUCAGGCUGACAAGCACAGAUGUGUCCGGGAGUCCAAAUAUUCUUUCACACCGUCAUCAUUCCCUUCUGUGGGAGUUGUUUUUAACAGCGGGAGCCAGUUGGAAGUGAGAUGCACAAACGUGUAUGUACCCAACACGGAUGUGCCUCAUCUGCAGCGCAACCACUCAGGACUGUAACAGACAUUUGGGAGUGAAUGCCACACACCUCUUAGAGCAACCAUUUGUAACCAAAACCUGAGUUUGCCCUGUUUGAAGCAGAAAUAUCUGCAGUCGCUGUUGGUUUGUUAGCACUCCAAAACACUCUGCAGAAGAGUUCAGCUGCUCAGCUUCGUGCCCAAAGGUGGCAGCGGGUGGUGAAGGGCAGUGAGGGCCGAGCGUGGCGCAGGGAGGGCAGGGAGCGAGCGGGAGCUGGGAGGAGGGAUCCUGGAGCAGGGAGCCCCCAGCGGCGGCUCUGUCUCCCCACAGGGACCCGCGGGCUGUGGGCAUGGAGCAGUGGGCACCAGAGGAGCCGCGGAGCCACGUGUGCCACCUGCAGAGGCACAGCAGGCGGGGCGGCCCAUCCCCAUGGACAUGGCAACGGCACUGCGGACGCUGCUGCUCGGGAACGCAUCGCGCACCUUCAGCCAGGACUGGGCAGGGGCGUACUUCAGGUUCCGUGAGCCGCGCUCUGACCUGGCCUACGCUCUGGAGGCUGAGAAGGGAGGAACGAGAGCCAUUGUGAUGGCUGUGCAGGCGAACAUCAUUAAAUACCUGCUCUUCAUGAAGAACACAGAACAUACUCAUCUGGAGAGACUGUGCAAAAUCAGCCAGAAGGAGCAAGGAGAGGCCCUGGCUGCAGCGCUGGCGGACAGCCUGUGGGCAGCAGGGGACGGCCGGAGAGCCACCGUCUGCCUCCUCACUGCAGCCACCCACUGCUCCCCUCCUGCGGGCUACAAAGCCGACAGCUUCACUGAGCGGAUCCACCUGUUCGAGUUCCCCGAGAAAGCAGCAGCUCAGGAGUUCAUCUUUGACCAUAUUGGCUGUUUCCGAGAUGAAGGAAGUCACGGACUGAUCCUGUUCUUAUACAGCUUACUUUUCUCUAGGACGCUGGAGCGGGUCCAGGAGGAGCUGUGUGCUGCAACGCCACAUCUGUUGGAAUGCAGUUCUGGAAACGUCAGCUGCACGCAGGCGCUGCUCCUGCUCGUCCUGGCGGGCCGCACGCAGCCCGGGCAGCGCAGCGAGGUGGGCUUCCUGCGCUGGGGCGGAGAGGAGGCCGAGCACCGCCUGUCCCCGGUUGGCAGCAUGCUGAAAACUCCCAAGUUCCCUAUCUGGCUGUGCAGCAUCAACGGGACUCACAGUGUCCUCUUUGGCACCAACCAGCUGCUCCUGUCCGACUGGAAGAUGGAGCACGUCUUUCACCUGUACUUCUACAACGGGCAGCACAAGCAGACGAGAACAGCCCACCUGACCAUAGGUGUGUGCCCGACCCCCCCAGGGCACUGCGCUGUGGGCAUCACGUACAGAUGUGUGCAGGACUGCCUAUGUGCACAGCUCUGCACGUCCAGCCCCUCACACAGCCCAUGCUGCACCCACACACUGAUGCGCACAUACAGCACACAUUUGUAUUUUCCCACCCAGGAGCAAAGUGCCCCCAGGCACCCGCACUCCCCCGGAGCCCCACACACCUUCAGAACUGUGCUUCACUUCCAGAUACCCACUCACAUCACUGGGAAGAGGGCCGCUGUGAGGCUGCGAGCAGCCCGGGGAGGAGGGCUCCGUCACUGGAGAUGGCCAUCAGGACCAAGUGGCCCGGGGCGGCCGUCGGGUGGAACGGCACACAGCCCUUCUUCUGAGCUGCCCCCCACCACAGCACCACCACCAGCACCAGGAGCAGGGCCAUCGCUGGCACCGCCACAGCCCUCAGCCGGAGCUGGCAGGGGAAAGGAAACAGCAUGGCAACGUGGUCAUUUCCUCCCAGGCAGAGAUGUUCAAGAAAUAAAAGUGUGUCAUGAAAGUGCUGACCACAGUGAGAGGUUAAGUAAUAUUAAGUGCUGACAAUGCUGUACGCAUCAAA